Olea europaea var. sylvestris is the source of this 1930-nucleotide messenger RNA. RefSeq names its product DUF21 domain-containing protein At1g47330. Bases 224 to 1597 code for a protein of 457 amino acids. The transcript is spliced from 12 exons. The record is from RefSeq and is a predicted model, not a curated record. Gene Ontology annotation, biological process: magnesium ion homeostasis. NCBI's taxonomy places the organism in Eukaryota, Viridiplantae, Streptophyta, Magnoliopsida, Lamiales, Oleaceae. Gene Ontology annotation, cellular component: intracellular membrane-bounded organelle.
AUUGAAAAUGUAAAAACAACUCAGCUCACCGAAAAUAAUAUACUGCAAAUCCCCCAGUGUGGUCGAUUACAUUUGGGUUCCUUCCAAAUUGGACUCCAAGACUGAGAAUAAUAAAUUCUUAGACAAAACACAAACAAAAUCGCCAGCAUAAACUGCAGAUUGCAAGAAACUACUUUUUUAAGGAAGUGCACAAAAACACACAAACACGCACUGUGUGAGGUAGAUGGCGGAUGACUUACCCUGUUGUGAAACCAAGUUUUUUCUGUAUGUGUUGAUAAUCAUAGGACUGGUGACCUUUGCUGGGCUCAUGGCUGGUCUGACUCUUGGGCUUAUGUCUCUUGGUCUUGUAGACCUUGAGGUUCUCAGCAAAUCAGGGCGCGCUCAGGAUCGUAUUCAUGCCUCUAAAAUACUUCCAGUGGUGAAGAAUCAACAUCUUUUGCUAUGUACGCUCUUGAUUGGCAACUCUUUAGCGAUGGAGUCUCUUCCCAUAUUCUUGGACAAGCUCGUGCCUACAUGGGCAGCAAUCCUGAUAUCAGUCACACUCAUCCUCGUGUUUGGGGAGAUAUUGCCUCAAGCAAUCUGUACUCGGUAUGGAUUAACUGUUGGAGCAACAGUGGCACCCUUUGUCCAGCUUCUUCUUUGGGCAUUUUUCCCUAUUGCUUAUCCAAUUAGUAAGGUUCUGGAUUGGAUGCUGGGUAAGGGGCAUGCUGCCCUUUUGCGUAGAGCUGAACUGAAAACAUUUAUGGAUUUUCAUGGUAAUGAGGCUGGGAAGGGCGGGGAUUUGACUCAUGAUGAGACAACAAUAAUUGCUGGGGCUCUGGAAAUGACUGAGAAGACUGCUAAAGAUGCCAUGACCCCGAUAUUAAAGGCAUUUUCCAUUGAUUUAGAUGGAGCUCUUAAUUUGGAAACACUGAAUGCUAUAAUGACAAUGGGCCAUAGUAGGGUUCCAGUUUAUUAUAAAAAUCCAAAUAACAUUAUUGGAAUUAUACUGGUUAAAAAUCUGUUAGCUGUUGACCCUGAACAUUCAGUUCCUCUGAGGAAAAUGUUAUUAAGAAGAAUACCCUGGGUUCCGGAAAACAUGCCACUUUAUGAUAUUCUGAAUGAAUUUCAGAGGGGUCACAGUCACAUUGCUGUUGUAUAUAAGGAUCUGAACGAAACAAAACAAACGAUGCAGAAAACCAAAGAAGACAUUGACAACCUUGCGAUAAAAUUCAUCUCACAUGAUGCUGACACAACCUUAAGCAAGGCCGAUGCAAAGAAAAGCCCUCCAUCUACUCCUGCUUUCAAAAAGAAACAUAGAGGCUGCUCACAUUGCAUUUUAGAUUUUGAGAAUUCUCCAAUUCCUGAAUACCCACCCAAUCAUGAAGUUGUUGGUGUAAUUACCAUGGAGGAUGUUAUUGAGGAGCUUCUUCAGGAGGAGAUACUGGAUGAAACUGAUGAAUAUGUCAACAUACAUAACAGGAUAAAGAUAAACAUGAACACUUCUCAAGAAAAGGCUCUGGAGUCGAACUCCAUACAAUAUUCUUCUAUGCCUAGUCCCUCGACAGAUUCGGGUCUUCCCCUUGUUCAGUCAGUUACCAUGACUACCAGACAAUAGCCACUUAUACAGUUUUCCAAAGGGAGCUUGUGGAGAGGCUUUAUAGUAUUUUGACAAGCAGUAAGUUGGAAUGGUCAUAAAGAGAAGAUUCAGGUUUAGUUUUUAUUACGAGAAAACGUGAAAUUUAGUUUAGUUAAGAGUUCAUCAAAGAUGUACUAUGUUCUUGUUUGAAACUGGAUUUUCUAGCCGUUGGUCAAAUGGUGGAUACAAUUACUAGAACUACUGCCUUGAGAAGUAAGGCGACUUGGUAUACAUUUUGGAGAAACAGAGGAGUUGAUGUCAAUUUUCAUCAAUAAAAAUGGAGCCAAACGUGCUAGUCCCCAACCUUUGAUA